AUCUGAACAGUAAAAAUGAGUGGCAGAGGAAAAGGAGGAAAAGGACUCGGUAAAGGAGGCGCCAAGCGUCACCGUAAAGUUCUCCGUGAUAACAUCCAGGGAAUCACCAAGCCCGCUAUCCGCCGUCUGGCUCGCCGUGGUGGAGUCAAGCGUAUCUCCGGUCUGAUCUACGAGGAGACUCGCGGUGUGUUGAAGGUUUUCCUGGAGAACGUCAUCCGUGAUGCCGUCACCUACACCGAGCACGCCAAGAGAAAGACCGUGACCGCCAUGGAUGUGGUGUAUGCUCUGAAGAGGCAGGGUCGCACUCUGUACGGCUUCGGCGGUAAGAACAGCCUGGAUGUUAGGCAGCACACCGCCCUGAGCGAUGGUCACUCCGCCCAGCAGUUUGUUGAGCUCCUCGUCGUUGCGGACAGCCAGCUGCAGGUGACGGGGGAUGAUACGAGUCUUCUUGUUGUCGCGGGCAGCGUUUCCAGCCAACUCCAGGAUCUCAGCGGUCAGGUACUCCAGCACGGCCGCCAGGUAGACGGGGGCACCGGCUCCAACACGCUCGGCAUAGUUGCCUUUACGCAGCAGCCUGUGGACACGGCCGACGGGGAACUGAAGCCCGGCACGGGAGGAGCGGGUCUUUGCCUUAGCUCUGGCUUUGCCACCGGUUUUCCCUCGGCCACUCAUUUUAAGAGCAGCGUGUCUCCUCACUUUACUACACUUUUCUCCUGUUCAGAGAAAGAAAGAACGAUGGCAAGAACCAAGCAGACCGCUCGUAAAUCCACUGGAGGCAAAGCCCCCAGGAAGCAGCUGGCCACCAAGGCUGCCCGUAAGAGCGCCCCGGCCACCGGCGGCGUGAAGAAGCCUCAUCGUUACAGGCCCGGUACCGUGGCUCUGAGAGAGAUCCGUCGCUACCAGAAAUCCACCGAGCUGCUCAUCCGCAAGCUGCCCUUCCAGCGCCUGGUCAGAGAAAUCGCUCAGGAUUUCAAGACCGACCUGCGCUUCCAGAGCUCCGCUGUCAUGGCUCUGCAGGAGGCCAGCGAGGCUUACCUGGUCGGCCUCUUCGAGGACACCAACCUAGCAGUGGUUUAAAAAAUGAGUGGCAGAGGAAAGGGAGGAAAAGGACUCGGUAAAGGGGCGCCAAGCGUCAACCGUAAAGUCUCCGUGAUAAACAUCCAGGGAAUCACCAAGCCUAUCCGCCGUCUGGCUCGCCGUGGUGGGGUCAAGCGUAUCUCCGGUCUGAUCUACGAGGAGACUCGCGGUGUGUUGAAGGUUUUCCUGGAGAACGUCAUCCGUGAUGCCGACUACACCGAGCACGCAAGAGAAAAGACCGUGACCGCCAUGGAUGUGGUGUAUGCUCUGAAGAGGCAGGGUCGCACUCUGUACGGCUUCGGCGGUUAAAUCCCUAUUCUCCUUCACUAUAAAACCAAAGGUCUUUUAAGGGCCCCCUCACUACUUCCAGAGAGAGUUGGCUUCCUUUCUACCCUUUACCAACCAUUAUCUAGUAGUAUCGCCCUCCCAUAUAAAAGAUUUAAUUUAAGUAGUGCUGUACAUGCACUCAGUUAAACCAUGCAAAUAAAUGUGGUUCCCCAGAAGCUUU
Messenger RNA from Larimichthys crocea (large yellow croaker), 1585 nucleotides. RefSeq lists its product as uncharacterized. The record is from RefSeq and is a predicted model, not a curated record. Gene Ontology annotation, molecular function: DNA binding; protein heterodimerization activity; structural constituent of chromatin. Gene Ontology annotation, cellular component: nucleosome. Lineage: Eukaryota; Metazoa; Chordata; Actinopteri; Sciaenidae.